AUGGCGUCGCCCCCUGCGUCGCCGUCGCCCUCCUCCGCGUCCACACCCACGCUGGUCCCUCUCGACCCCGUCACAGACCUCCCGCGCGCGCGUCAGAUCGUGAGCAUCAAUGACGAAGGCACGAACUUCACGCUGGACGACCAGGCGCUGCAGCAGAUUUUCCUCCAGGUCCCGGAAGACAUGAAAGUCGCGAUUAUAUCCGUCGUGGGCGCGUUCCGCACGGGCAAGAGUUUCAUCCUGGAUUUGUUCCUGCGCUACCUGCGACACGCGCACUCGCAGCCCGUGCUGCCGACCGAAGACGUCGCCUCGCCCACGUGGAAGUCGUGGACGCUCGAAGGCGUCAGCGGCAGGCGGGAAGUGACGCUCGAAGGCAAUUCCAACGUGGACCAGAGCGGCAGUGAGAAGGGCUUUUCCUGGCGCGCCGGGCGGAAACGCAACACGACGGGCAUUUGGAUGUGGGACACGCCAUUCCGCCGCACGAGUGAAAGCGGCGAAGACAUUGCCGUGUUUCUGAUUGAUACGCAAGGCAUGUUUGACUCGGAGACGUCGCAGAUGCUGACGGCCAGCAUCUUUGGCUUGAGCACGUUGCUGAGUUCGUACCAGAUUUACAACGUCGACAAGCGCGUGCAAGAAGAUAAUUUGCAGCAUCUGGCGCUGUUUACCGAGUAUGGACGGAUGGCGUUGUUUGGAGAUUCCAAGUCGAAUGAAGAGCGCCAGGCGGUGGAGCGAGCGACGUCGAUGGCUUCGACAAUCGUAUCCGAGUCGCCACGUAGUGUGGACAAGGCGGCGUUCUCAGGGAGUGAACAGGGCGACAACGACGACGACAACGACGAGAAGAAGGAAGAGGAGAAGAAUGACAGGGAAGGGGAACGCGAGAACAAAGAAUGCCAGCGCGCACGUCCAUUUCAACGUCUUGACUUUCUGGUGCGGGACUGGCAGGACUUUUCGCGAAACCAGACGUUGGCCGAGAAGCGGGAAGACAUGAGACAGUACACGACCGAAAUGCUCUCGUCUCGUAAGCAGAAGGACCUGGCCGACACGCGCGAACAGAUCAGCUCGUGCUUUGAAAAAGUAGCGUGCUUCUUAUUGCCUCACCCUGGUCACGCUGUGACAGAGCGUGAGUUUGAUGGGUCAGUGGAGAAGAUUGACGACCGAUUCUUGGAGCUGCUAACCGCUUACCUGGACGACCUUUUUGCUCCAGCAAACCUGGUCCCGAAGAAGAUCCAUGGAAUCACAGUGAACUCGCGCGAGUUGUUGACGUACAUUAAGACAUACGCGGGUCUUUUCCGUGAGGCGUCCAUUUUUCCGGAGGCGAAGACUCUGCUUGAGGCGACUGCUGAAGCAAACAAUGUGAAUCAGCGUAACAAGGCUCUGCUCAUGUACAAACGUGAGAUGGAGAAGAUUGCGGGCUCGAAGUGUCAAUACGUCCCUGUCCAGGAGCUCAAAAAGCACCACACUUCAUGCUUGGAAAAUGCUAUGGCUGUGUUCGAUGAAGGGGCACGCAUGGGUCGCCACAGUGAGAUCAUGCGCUACCGCCAUGAAGUGGAAACUCAGAUUGAAGACGAGUGUCGACGUUUCUUGGAGAUUAAUGCCGAGCGUGAUCCGUACAAGAACCUGGAGUUCUACCUGGUUCCAGGCUGUCUAGCGCUGGCGCUGCUCAUGUUCCGCGUCUCGCAGGACCUCUUUUGCUACGAGCAUAUUGGCUACGACAUUCCACUCUACGACUGCAAGCAAGUUAGCCACACGCUAUCGCACUUGUACUGGGCGCUGAUCGUGUUCAUGCUGCUGAUCAUGAUGUCCACUGGACAAGUGAUGUUUAAACGCGUGAAGACCGUAAUUUCCAUCGUCCGAGCUGCUUUGGAUGCCUCUAAAGAUAACAGCAAGGAGAAGAAGGACUAA
This is a messenger RNA of Peronospora matthiolae, 1899 nucleotides long. Lineage: Eukaryota; Oomycota; Peronosporomycetes; Peronosporales; Peronosporaceae. The record is from the annotation of a GenBank genome assembly.